ACUCACUCAGUUUCCUCCUCACUCCGCUACGAGACAGAGAGCAGCAUACACCCACACUCACACGCACACAGUCAGUCCUCGCCCUUCCCAGUUCCACCUGUUUCACCAUCAUGGUCUUGACACUCUAUGUGGACUAUGUUUCACAGCCUGCCCGCGCCGUGGGUAUACUGUGCAAGGUUACCAAUACCCCAUUUGAGGAGAAGACCGUGUCCCUCGUAAAAGGCGAACACGUCCAAAAACCUUUCUCAGAUGUCAACCCGUUCAAAAAGAUUCCAGCCGUGAAAGAUGGAGACCUGCUCAUCCUUGAAUCGUGCGCGGCGAUCCGGUACCUCGCUGCCAAGUAUGACGGCUCGGGCAAGUGGUACCCGAGUGACCUGGCGGUGCGGUGCAAGGUGGACGAGUACCUGGACUGGCAGCACGCCAACACCAGGGCUCACGGCGUCGGCAUCUACUUCAACAAGAUCCUCCUCCCGGCCAUGAAGAAAACGGAGCCCGACAUGGAGGUGGUCAGCAAACACGAGAAGGAGAUGGCGCGCGUGGAGGAACAAUUCGCGUCCUACUUCCUCGCCUCCAAGCCUUUUAUCACCGGAGACUCGCCUACCAUCGCGGACCUGGUGGCGGCCGUGGAGUUGGAACAGCCUAAAGCAGCCGGGUACAAGCUGGCCAAGGCGACGGAGGAGUUUCUUGCGAGGGUCCGAGAUGAAAUCGGCGCCGAACUGUACGACGAGAUGCAUGGCCCGGUCCGCGCGCUGGCCAAGGGAGGUGAGUAGGGGGGGGAAGGGAGGUCACAAGAAGAAGAAGAGGAGGAUGAACAAGAACAAGAGAAAGAAGGAGAACAAGAACGAGAAGAUGAAGAAGAAGAAGACGAGGAAGUGAAAGAAGAGCGAAAAGGAGGAGAUAAUGAUGAUGAAGAAGAGGAAGAGGAGGAGAUGAACAAGAACAAGAGAAAGAAAGAAGAAAAAGUACAAGAAAAGAACAUGAUGGGGAAAAGAAUUAUAGAUAACUAAAAAAGUAAAAAAAAAAAGUAGAAGGGAAGAAAAAUCAACCUAUUGAGACGAAAAACAAGAACAAGAAAAAAUAGUAAGAUGAAGAAAAAAGAAAACAGGAACAAGGAGGAAGAGGAGGAAAACAGGAAUACAUAGGAAUACAUAAGAAUGCGGUCUAUGGCGAAGGUGUCUGUCUACUACCGCUACUAAUAUACGUGUGGUAGGGCAGGAUAGAAUAGAUGAAGGAGGAAGAGGAGGAGGAGGAGAAGGGUUAAAAAUGUGUUAUGCUUUAUUUUUUUUUCUGGCUUUCAUCUUUUUUUUCAUUGGAUUCAAGUUUUAGUGGAAUUUUUUAUUUUUGUUGUUGCUGAAGUUAAUGAUGCUUCUAAACUUGGUGGUGUUGGAUAAGUUCUAUAUUUGUAUCAGUGCUUCUCUCUCUCUCUCUCUCUCUCUCUCUCUCUCUCUCUCUCUCUCUCUCUCUCUCUCUCUCUCUCUCUCUCUUAUCUGAUUUUCUUUACACCGCUCAGAACCAUUUCCUCUCUCUCUCUCUCUCUCUCUCUCUCUCUCUCUCUCUCUCUCUCUCUCUCUCUCUCUCUCUCUCUCUCUCUCUCUCUCUCUCUCUCUCUCUCUCUCUCUCUCUCUCUCUCUCUCUCUCUCUCUCUCGCUCGGUCAGUCGCUUGCUUGCAUGAUCAAAUUUUAAUGAUUCACUGAUUUUAAGAUUCAGUAAAGAUGUUAAUUGGUA
Eriocheir sinensis (Chinese mitten crab) is the source of this 1725-nucleotide messenger RNA. Its product is annotated as glutathione S-transferase theta-1-like. Gene Ontology annotation, molecular function: glutathione transferase activity. Bases 111 to 770 code for a protein of 219 amino acids. The transcript has 4 exons. Gene Ontology annotation, cellular component: cytoplasm. Gene Ontology annotation, biological process: glutathione metabolic process. Lineage: Eukaryota; Metazoa; Arthropoda; Malacostraca; Decapoda; Varunidae. The record is from RefSeq and is a predicted model, not a curated record.